Neolamprologus brichardi is the source of this 5631-nucleotide messenger RNA. It is a transcript of the gene adarb1b, whose product is annotated as adenosine deaminase RNA specific B1b. Gene Ontology annotation, biological process: RNA processing; adenosine to inosine editing. The record is from RefSeq and is a predicted model, not a curated record. Gene Ontology annotation, molecular function: tRNA-specific adenosine deaminase activity; double-stranded RNA binding; double-stranded RNA adenosine deaminase activity. Lineage: Eukaryota; Metazoa; Chordata; Actinopteri; Cichliformes; Cichlidae. Gene Ontology annotation, cellular component: cytoplasm; nucleolus.
CACCGACUCCGCACCGCUCAGCGGCAGUAAUGCAGCGUUUCCUUCCCCAGCCGCGGCGAAACACGGAGCAGAAGAAGGAGGCCGACGACAGGCUGUGAACACUGCGGUACAUGCGACCGUACAGCCGCUCUCUUCAGCCUGUGCUCGUUUUUCUUCCACAGCGGCGACGACACGGAGGAAGACGAGGCAUCUGCGUUUGGGGUUUGAAGUGGCGGACGAGAUAUAAACGUAUCCUGAAUUCACGGCUUCCCGUUGAGGCCAUCAGUUCAGUGUGUGGUAAAUAGCUGCUGUCCCUCAGAGUUCUCUGCAGAACGAUUUUUCCGGUCACAGACUGCACGGCAGCCAGAGGUGCAGCGGGUGCGAGGCUGCUCUCGGGUCAGAGCAAACCCGUGGCCAUGGAUGUGGAUGAGGAAGAGAAUAUGAGUUCAAGCAGCACCGACGUAAAGGAAAACCGAAACCUGGACAACGUGUCCUGCAAAGACGGGGUGGGAGUGGCUGAACAGCUCCCCAAUGGCAGUGGCCUGGGCAGUCGAAAGCGACCGCUAGAAGAGGGAAACAAUGGCCACACGCAUUCCAAGUUCCGGGCUAAGAAGCGCAAGAAAACGCCGGGCCCGGUCCUGCCCAAGAACGCUCUGAUGCAGCUGAAUGAAAUCAAACCAGGUCUACAGUACAAACUGCUGUCUCAGACAGGCCCGGUGCAUGCGCCAGUGUUUGUCAUGACCGUGGAGGUCAAUGGACAGAUGUUUGAAGGCAUGGGCCCAACAAAGAAGAAGGCUAAGCUAAACGCAGCUGAGAAAGCGCUGCGUUCCUUCGUCCAGUUCCCCAACGCUUCAGAGGCGCAUCUGGCCAUGGGCCGAACGCUGACAGUGAACACAGACUUUACAUCUGAUCAAGCUGACUUCCCCGACAUGCUCUUCAACGGCUUUGAGACGCCAGCCGCACCGGAAGAAUCCUUCUAUCUGGGCUCCAACGGUAGCAGCUCCCUAAAUUCACUAGGGGAGUAUCCACUGCCCACACCACCUGGCAGUAUCCUUGUCCAGCCCCCACUGCCCCCUCCAUCUGCAUUCAGCUCGCCCUCCAGUGGCAAAAACCCAGUCAUGAUCCUCAAUGAGCUUAGGCCGGGUCUCAAAUAUGACUUUGUCUCAGAGAGCGGUGAGAGUCACGCCAAGAAUUUUGUGAUGUCAGUAACAGUGGAUUCACAGACAUUUGAAGGAUCAGGGCGCAACAAGAAGCUGGCUAAAGCCCGGGCAGCGCAAGCCGCUCUGUCUGCACUGUUCAACAUGCAGCUAGACCAGACACCAUCUCGGCAACCCAUACCAAGAGAGGGAUUGCAGCUUCACCUACCCCAGGUUCUGGCUGAUGCGGUCUCUCGCCUUGUUGUGGAUAAGUUCAGUGAGCUGACAGACAACUUUACGUCCCCGCAUGCACGGCGAAAAGUGCUGGCAGGCGUCGUCAUGACAACAGGCACAGAUGUGAAGGAAGCACAGGUCAUUUGUGUCUCCACGGGAACCAAAUGCAUCAACGGUGAGUACAUGAGUGACCGCGGCCUGGCACUCAAUGACUGCCACGCUGAGAUAAUUGCCCGACGCUCGCUCAUCAGGUACCUCUACACUCAGCUGGAGUUCUUCCUCAGCAACAACAAGGAGGACUACCACAAAUCAAUAUUUGUGCUGUGUGACAAGGGAGGCUACAGGUUAAAGGAUAACGUUCAGUUCCACCUCUACAUCAGCACCUCUCCCUGUGGAGAUGCCAGGAUUUUCUCUCCACACGAGGCCGGAGUGGAAGACCAAGGAGACAGACAUCCUAACCGGAAAGCGCGGGGUCAGCUGAGGACCAAAAUCGAGUCCGGGGAGGGCACCAUCCCUGUAAGGUCCAGCAACACCAUCCAGACCUGGGACGGUGUUCUUCAAGGGGAGCGAUUACUCACCAUGUCCUGCAGUGACAAGAUUGCGAGGUGGAACGUGGUGGGCAUCCAGGGCUCCUUGAUGAGCUACUUCACAGAGCCAAUCUACUUCUCCAGCAUCAUCCUGGGCAGCCUUUACCAUGCAGACCACCUCUCCAGGGCCAUGUACCAGCGCAUCGCAGAUAUCGAAGACCUGCCCCAGCAGUUCACCCUCAACAGGCCUCUUCUCAGCGGUAUAAGUAAUGCUGAAGCCAGGCAGCCAGGCAAGGCACCAAACUUCAGUGUGAACUGGACGGUGGGUGACCAGGCCCUGGAGGUGAUCAACGCAACCACGGGCAAGGACGACAUGGGCCGCGCCUCACGGCUCUGCAAACACGCGCUCUACAGCCGCUGGGUGCGCCUUCACUCCAAGCUGUCGUCCAUCUUGCGGAUCAAGGUGUCGAAGCCGAGCUCCUACCACGAAGCAAAGCAGGCAGCCACAGAGUACCACUCUGCCAAGCAGGCGCUCAUCAAGGCCUUCCACAAGGCCGGCUUGGGGGCUUGGGUGAAAAAGCCCAUCGAGCAAGACCAGUUCACCCUCAGCUCCUGAGGGAGUCGAGGGAUUCCUUAACCACCCCCUCCUCUUUCCCUGACCCAGGCCUGAGAGAGCCCCCGUAUUAACAAGCAGACACUUACUUCCGUCCCAUGUGUCAGCACGCACGUGCACUUUGUAUUUGUGGAAAUGAACGUGCGCCGUUUCACAAACCAUCCGUAACUCAUCAUUCUCAUUCCUCAGAGGACAUCAGCCUCGUGUCUUUGAUUUAACUUUUUACUUUGAUUUUACCGGACGUUCCAUUGAAUUAUUUUCUGUGUAAAACUGGAAUCCAUGUUUUGUUUUUUCGUUUAACACGCACCCAUUUGUUUCCCAGAGAAAUCAUGUUCUUAUGGCGUAGAUGUGGAAGCUGAGAUUAUACCGUUCUGUCUUGUUGAUCAAUGAGUAGCUAAUUUAGGUCGGAAUGUAGCCUAGAAACGGGAUCUUUGCUGACUAAAACCAAUGUAUAUGGACCUAAAACAAUAUAUAUCUUUGCUAAAAUUAAUGACACUGACAAAUUUUAAUUUAAUUAUGCAUAAAUCUUCAAGAUGUAAAUCUAGUGCUGAGAAAAACAUAAGCGUUGUAACGUUUAAUGUGUGUUAUUUGGUCCGUUCCUUAGCUGAGACUACGUGUUCUUAUCCUCUGGAUUAAAGAUAAAAAUGUUACAAAAUGUUGUCGCCCUGUUUGAGUCACUGACUGGAAAGAGUUCAUAAGGCAGGUGUGACAGCGUCGUAGCACUCUUUCCUUUAUUUUUAUGUCGUGUUCAUUCAUCUGUGCGUAUGAUUUUUAAGUUAUUUUAUGUCACUCUCAUUUCAUACUUGAACAGAUGCGAGGGAGGGGUGAGGGUCACGUUGACUGGCCCCCCCACCCCACCCCUCGCCUGGGUCUUGGGAGAAGCUUUGGGAGGUGCUGCACGUUGUAUUUUUUUCUUGAUCCAAGCCAUGGCUUUGCAUGGAAACUGAACUUAGAGGCCUGCAGAGCGGAAAACGUAGGAUGGCGAGCCCCGUGCGUCCGUCGGCGAAUGAUGUUGAAUGAAUGCCAGCAUCUUCCUCCACAGGCAGCUUUGAAUCUUUGUCUCUAUUUUCUAGAUUUCUUGUGAUUGAUUGUUUGAUUUUUGAGGGAAGGGGGGGAUGGGAACAAUUAUUUUUUUCACCCUUAGGCAUUUGAGGACUGGGGCUAACGCCACAGUGAACAUAGCGAUAGUAUAACGGACCUCUCAGAUCUUGUAAUUAUGUCAUUUUGUUGCAGGGAACAAUGAUGGCUGACAGAUGACGUGGUAUAUAUGUACUGUAGCAGCACAUACAGUAUGUGACUAGAUGCAAUCCUUCCACAUUAUUGUGUGCGGAAUCACCUAGAUGAACAGCAGAGUAAAAUGCAACCCCUGCAUGAGAAGACUCAGAAGUCGUAUGCUAAAAUGUAUCACAGUGUGAUGUCAUGUUCAUCCUCGUCCUCUCUACGCCCAGUUAAGAAACACGUUAGCUGCAUAUUCCAUGUUGUGAAUUAACUCGACUCCUGUACACCCCGAGUGCAUAAAUGUCCUCAUGUUUUCAAUUUGUAAAUGAGGAUGUUUUCCCGCGGUGACUUCCUAUUUCCAGCUGCGGGAAAUUUCUAUGUGCGGGUGUGCGUGCAAUUAAUGUGUGUGCUCAGGUUGUCUUUAAGCAUAUUCCUGUCAGAUUUUCACCAAAGAUGAUGAUGUCCAUGUGUGUUUCUGACCCAGUGUUUUCCUUUUCUUUUUCAAAUAUCUAACAUUGUGGCAUCGACCCUUUACUGUCCGGUCUUUUGCAUACCCGCACAACAAUGUACUACUUUUACUUUGUACAAAAAUGAUGUGCUCGAUUCUAAGUGGGAGAAAUACAAAUGUCAGGCUUCUUUAGUGCAUCUGUAGCUGUCAAUCAGUGAUCAUGUGUAUAUUGUGAGCUGCGAUCAUUAUUGCUGCAAAAUACUAGUUCUGUGUAAAUAAGGAGCAACAAAGGCAACACGUCUUCUGACCUGUGCAAUCGAUUCAUCCUCAAGAACAACAAAAAAACCCAAAAUGUUUUGAUCCCUCCUCUGUUGCCGAGAUUGUGAAGAUGUUACUGUUGCUAAGUAAGUAUUUGUGAUUCUGUGUCACUCACUGGGCACCAUAAAGCAUGGCACUAACACUGCCGGGGUCAACAUGCUUCAUCCCCAUUGUAGCCACCCAUGUUUGAAAAAAAAUAUGCACUGUAAAGUGCCUAAGCUCAAAGUGGCAUCCACCAGCUGGCACGUGUGAUGUCAUGUAUGUACCUUUCACUUAUACUUGGUUGUUUUUGGGGGUAUUUUUGUUUGUUUGUUUUUAGUCAGUAUUUAAAAAGCAGGAAGCGGGGACUCCCAGAGUAGAGUUAAAGUUAAAAAAAAACUUAAUAAGUAUCCAGUGCCCCCCCGACAAACAGAUCCAGACCAAAGUCUUGAGCAAUACUGAUAAUAUCUCCUGUAACGUCAGGCCAAAACCAACAAGAGUGUCGAGUUUUCCUCCCCUUCUGCUCCUUCGGUUUUCUGUUGGUGUUCUUCGUUUAUUCUAAAACUGCAAAGUCUGAGAUUUUUUAAUAUAGAUAUUUCCCCCUAAAGACUGCCUGCUUGUUGGAUUUUGUUUUCAUUUUUAACUGCACUAAAGAUGUCAACAGAUGAUGUCAUGAUCUCUCUCUCUAUACAUAUAUAUAUAGAUAUAUGUAUAUAUAUUUAAAAAAAGAAAAAGUCCCCAUUUAUGGAUUAGAUGGAUCAAACUAUCUGCAAGAACUGAACUGCUUCUGCUUAACCCUUUGUGAAUCCUCAAUGAUGGUCAGUGCACCCCUCCACCCCACCCCUUCUGCAGCUGCACCCAUUGGUGGGGUUCUUUUUUUAUUUAUUUGUUCUAAUUAAUAUUAUUAUGUUUCUUUUGUUUGGUGACUCCAGAUCGGUCAGUGUUUGUUAACUGAUUUCCAGAGCCACUGCUCUCCGUUCUUCUCCUUCUGCAGUUGUCCAAUGUGUGAAACCCUCCCCUGACGAAAACUACAACUUUGCAUGUACUACCAACACUGAAGCUGCACCUAGCAUGAUGACAAACUUUUAAAGGACUCGUGUAGAAAAAAAAAAAAAAGAGUUAACAGCUAAAGAUAGAUAUAUAAAGUGAACAAAAAAGAAUAAAAGAGUUCUUAGUUUA